Messenger RNA from Oncorhynchus keta (chum salmon), 2819 nucleotides. RefSeq names its product B2 bradykinin receptor. The transcript has a single exon. Gene Ontology annotation, biological process: neutrophil chemotaxis; smooth muscle contraction; immune response. Bases 960 to 1961 code for a protein of 333 amino acids. Lineage: Eukaryota; Metazoa; Chordata; Actinopteri; Salmoniformes; Salmonidae. Gene Ontology annotation, molecular function: bradykinin receptor activity. Gene Ontology annotation, cellular component: membrane. The record is from RefSeq and is a predicted model, not a curated record.
CUCAUGGUGAUGAUACAUGGGGAAUGAACACAGAGGACGUGUACAUCAGGAAGGAGACCACAGAGCUCUGGAGAUAAGGUGAGUUAACAUUAAAGCCAAUUGGCAUCUUCAUGAAAUGAAAAAGAUGAAAGGGGAAAGAUAAUUCAUAAUGAUUAACGACAAUGUUUUAUGUUCGGAAAGUGUAUUAGAUGAGGCGCCUACAAAAUGUUGGCCAAAUGAAAACAAGUUAUUCUAAGAAUGUGAGAAGGAGAGAUUAUUUGAAGUGGCUGAAUUGUAACAGUUAGUUAGAAAUAGCUCAAAUGUGGAUACACACCUCAACAUAUAAUGUCUUGGCCAUUUUUAUGGUCAGGAAAAUGAGUAUUGUAUGAACAUGGAGCACACAGAAGCUAAACAGAGGUCUGAGCUUAUUUGAACAGUUUUUUAAUGUGCUAUUGUUUCAGUUAUGUAAUGGACUAACUUACAAGUCAUGGCAGUACUGUGUUUGUCUUGUCAGAAUGAAUCCAGGUUUACUUAAUGUUAGCAGACUUGCAGGGUUCCUGAGCAUCAGUGAAAAAUUAUGCCGGUGUCUGUUUCUCAUUAUUCAUGUCCAGUAUUUCACUUUUCCGCUGUUAAAAGUAAUAGGUAUGACCAGAGAGAGCAGGAAACACUCCUUAUGUGGGUUCCAGAGGCUGGUGGGAGGAGCUAUAGGAGGACGGGCUCAUUGUAAUCGCCGGAAUGUAAUUAAUGGAACGGUAUCAAACACAUCAAACAUAUGGAAACCACACGUUUGACUCUGAUCCAUUAACUCCAUUCCAGUCAUUACAAUGAGCCCCUCUUCCUAUAGCUCCUCCCACCAAUCUCCACUGGUGAAUUCUCAUGUGUUGUCUCUUUUUUCUAAGGAUGUUGCAGUUCAAUGAUUGUUCCAAUGUGAAAAAACAUUGAGAAAAUACGUAGAUAAAAUAUUUUCGUCCAGUUUCCCAAUGUUCCUGAACACAACCGAGGGUCUCUUCCCCACUGAGGGCCCAGACUCAAAGCUGGACUGGACCGAGUUGGACCCCUAUAACUGCACCAACUACACAGCAGCCUGGGACUGGCUUUCCUCCUACCAGCCGGUCUUCAUGGUUCUCCUCAGCGUGGUGGGCGUAGUGGCCAACGGUCUGGUCCUCUGUGUCUUCUGUUUGCAGAGGAAGCCAUGCACCGUGGCUGAUGUCUACCUGGGCAACUUGGCGGCUGCAGACCUGGUCAUGGUGUCCUGUUUACCCUUCUGGGCCGCCACCAUCGCUAACAACUACCACUGGGAGUUCGGCGAGCCCAUAUGCAAGCUGGUCAAUGUGGCCAUCUCCAUGAACUAUUACUGUAGUGUUUUCUUCCUGGUGCUGGUUAGCGUCGAUCGCUACCUGGCUCUGGUCCGGCCCAUGUUCCAAAGCCGACUGCGGAGAGCCGCCUGGGCCAAACGCAUCUGCCUGGGGAUAUGGAUCGUGGGGUUCCUGCUGAGUCUGCCCAUCCUGGUCUUCCGCAGGGUGAAAUACGUGGCCAAGGCUGGGGUGAUGGCCUGCAUCCUGGCCUACCCCCAUCCAGACUGGGAGAUCCAGCGCAACAUUACCAAUAACGUGGUUGGGUUCUUAUUUCCGGUGAUAGUGGUGUCGUACUGCAGCCGCCACAUCUUGACCAGUCUGAAAGACGGUCAGAUCAGAAAAACUCCCGGGGUGAGGUCAGAGAGGAAGGCCACACAACUGGUCCUGACUGUUCUCAUGGUCUUCCUCAUCUGCUGGACGCCCUACCAGGUAGUGCGCUUCCUGGACACACUGGAUUACUUCCAAGUCACGCCAGGAUGCCUCUGGGGUCACAUUCUGGACAUUACCAUACAGCUGUCCACCUACCUGGCGUACGCCCACAGCACCAUCAACCCCUUCCUGUACGUCAUUGUGGGGAGACAAUUCAGGAAGAGGGCAAAAGAAGUGUUCGGGACAAUGUUAAAGUGAAGGUUGUCGGAUAAAUAUUUCCUGACGGUAAAUUUCACCGCCAGUGGAAGACUGGCCACUCACACAACUUGUGAAGCAACCUGUGACGUGACAAGAGUCUGUCUGGAUAUCCGUCUGUCCUCUGAAAGAACUGAUCCAGACUGAAACAUUUCAUCUUCAGCUGGUUUUGCUUAUUGUAAAUAUGUUCUGUCUUGAAACUGAAUGGAUCUCUGCCAGUUAUUGCUGAGAAAUCAAAUGAGGUGAAAAAGUGACCAGGGAUAUACAGCUGACUUCUGUCUUCGUUUAACUUGUAAUUACCGGCAGACAUCUGUUCCCAAUCAUCAGGAGGUUUAUUUCUGCAAAUAGGCAGUUUGGCUGUCUACAACAUUCCUUAGUUUUAUCUAACUCCUGUUGUAAUUAAUUUGUUGAUUUAUGUAGAGUUAUUAUGAAUAGCUACAGACUCCAUUCGGGUUCACGAUCCUAAAGAUUAUUUAUGUGGUAAUGAAGGCGCUAAAUAAUGACAGUCUGGUGUAGAAGAUUAAUCUAAAUGUGAUCUAGGAAGUAUUUGAUUGUCAUAGAGCCCCUUUUAACUUUUAUAGAGCGUGCUAUUAUGUUAAAUUAUUAUCCUAGAGAAGGACUAUGAAUGGGACAUGCUGACUAAUUGAAAUGUAAAAGGUAAUAUUGUCUUUUGAAAAGCUCAUGUUCAUUUUUCUUCUUGGACACUAAAUUAAAAGAGGUUAUGGUUUAACCUUCCAUAUUUCUUAACAAUUCUGCUGAAAUAUGUAUGUAUUGCAUAAAAAUGACUUUUGUAUGUAUCAAAAAUGUGUACACUAUAAUGUGUUGAUAUAAAUUAACCAAUGGCGUGUUUGAGUAAAGAGA